GACCCGAGGCACCAGUAAGCGCUGUACAAGGGAGAGGAGGGUACUCAGCUGGCGCACGGCGAGCACUUAACAGCAGGUCACGUAUUUCCACCCAUAUUUAACACAUUCAUGUCCGUAAAUAAAGCCUAUGAGCGCGCGUCACUACCGUAAUAAGGCACGGGUACUGCCAUUAAAGCGAGGAAAACACUAAUGCUCCGAGUUACACCAAAAUAUUGUACAACAGGCGGUUAUUUGGGCUGCUAGCCCAGGGAUUUGCACUGCCCACAGAGUCGAUUUAUGAAACGUAGUGACAAGCACAUUUAUCAAGCAUUUGUGACGGCAUCGAUCCUAGCCUCCCCCCCACCCCCGAGGGCCGCAGUUCAUACAGCUGCUGUCUCUGCCGCUGACCCCUUCUAAGAAGGGCGCAUCCGCCUCUCCAAUUAGCGGCGCCCUCAGAAGUGUAACAGGACUAAAGAAAAUCCCUGUAGAGCCCAAACUCCAGCCUAGCGUGUCUCUAAGUGCAGAAUUACGAACGCGGCACACGCUAGAAGCCUCCUCACAUCCCAAAGCUCACUGGGAACUGCGGUCGCACACUCCUCCUUUUCUGUAUACCUCCGCCUCCUCUCUAGCCGGACCUUUAUUCCACGCUCUAAGAGGAAUAAGAGUUAAUGGGAAAAAGGAGCCGUAUCCGCCCUCCCUUCUUUAGCGGAGGGAUACUCUACUAGGUUCUAACGUGGUGGUGAGGCUCGACAAGCGAAAAAAAAUGUCUGCCUGAGGGAGCCCUACAAGUUCCUAUCGGGGUGGAAACAAAACGUGUAGCGGGAAUAAACACGGGCAAAACCCCAUUGAAACCUUGUUAGUGUUGAGCAUUUUGGCAAGGAGGUGGGAGAAACUGGUUUUAAGCGCCGGGGAAGGAGACGAAGCGGGACCUCGAUAAACUUCAAUCCAAUUGUUGGAUGUUUGAACGGAAAAAAAAGGAGUUGAUCUGAGUGGUGGAAGAUGAAUCCUCAACAGCGGAUGGCCGCUAUAGGAACAGACAAGGAACUGAGUGAUCUGCUGGAUUUCAGUGCGGUACGAUAUCCUUCGGGGUCUUCUUAUGGCUUCUUCCACACGAUGUUUUCACCACCUGUUAAUAGUGGGAAAACCAGACCUACUACACUAGGAAGCAGUCAAUUCAGUGGAUCUGGUAUGGAUGAAAGAUCAGGAGCCUCUUGGGGAACAAGUGGUCAGUUGAGUCCAUCCUAUGAGUCUUCAAGGGGUUUUUCAGACAGUCCUCAUUACAGUGAUCACUUAAAUGACAGUCGAUUAGGCCCCCAUGAAGGAUUGUCCCCAACACCUUUCAUGAACUCAAAUCUGAUGGGGAAGACAUCUGACAGAGGCCCAUUUCCAUUAUUUGGUAGAGAUUCAGCUGUUCCUGGAUGUCAACCUGGCCUCAUCCGAGCAGAUAUUGGCCUUGGGAGCUCUGGGCAACUUCCAUCCUCAGGAAAACCUGGUAGCCCGUACUUUCCUUUCUCGGGGUCCAGUUCACGUCGGAGACCUUUACAGGACACGCCUGCACUUGAUCCUGUACAAACAAAGAAAAUAAGAAAGGUCCCCCCUGGCUUGCCUUCUUCUGUCUAUGCACCAUCCCCAAAUUCAGACGACUUCAAUAGAGAAUCUCCUAGUUACCCAUCCCCCAAGCCUCCAAGCAGUAUGUUUGCUAGCACUUUCUUUCUUCAAGAUGGAACACAUAACUCAUCAGAACUCUGGAAUUCCUCCAAUGGGAUCAACCAGCCUGGGUAUGGUGGAAUGCUGGGUAGUGCGUCUUCUCACAUGUCCCAGUCAAGUAACUUCGGCAGCCUACAUGAACGUUUGAAUUACCCGCCCCAUCCAGUGUCACCAACAGAUAUAAAUGCCAGUCUUCCUCCAAUGUCCAGCUUCCAUCGAGGUGGCAACUCAAAUUCCACCUAUGUGGCUGCUUCUCACACUCCUCCUAUCAAUGGAUCAGACAAUCUGUUGGGAAAUCGAGGGAACGCAGCUGGCAGCUCACAGACUGGGGAUGCACUUGGAAAAGCUCUUGCAUCUAUUUAUUCUCCUGAUCACACCAGCAGCAGCUUUCCAUCAAAUCCCUCAACUCCUGUCGACUCACCUUCUCCUCUCCCAGGUGCCAACCAGUGGUCUAGACCUGGAGGACAGACCCCAUCAUCACCAAGCUAUGAAAAUUCACUUCACUCUUUGAAAAAUCGGGUUGAGCAGCAACUUCACGAGCAUUUGCAAGAUGCUAUGUCCUUCUUAAAGGAUGUCUGUGAGCAAUCCCGAAUGGAAGAUCGUUUAGAUAGACUCGAUGACGCGAUCCACGUACUUCGGAAUCAUGCAGUUGGACCCUCAACUAGUAUGGCUGCUGAUAUACACAGCUUAUUGGGUGCUACACAUAAUGGACCCAUUGCAAGUUUGACCUCGAACUACGGGACACCUGGCCUUUUAGCGAACAGUCGACAGACUUCAAUGGUGGCAAAUCACAGAGAAGAUUCUGUAAGCAUAUCCAGUGAGCAUUCAGUUCUGUCAAGCACAGUUUCUGCAUCAAACACAGAAAUUACUCACAAACCCCAAGACAAUUACAGAGCGUUAUCCCAGGCAUUGACAAGCUUGAUAGAAAUCAAGACUGAGCGCAAAGAAAAAGAUGAGAAUAUCCACGAUGACGUCUCUUCAGAUGAUAUGAAAUCAGAUGAUGAAUCCUCUCAAAAAGAAAUGAAAUCUUCAAGAGGGAGAACAAGCAGUAUCAAUGAAGAUGAAGAUUUAAAUCCAGAACAGAAAGUGGAGAGGGAAAAAGAAAGGAGAAUGGCGAACAACGCGAGGGAACGCUUGCGCGUCAGAGACAUCAAUGAAGCGUUUAAAGAGCUUGGGCGCAUGUGUCAACUACAUCUAAAGAGCGAGAAACCACAGACAAAACUACUCAUUCUUCAUCAGGCGGUAGCAGUUAUCCUUAAUCUAGAACAACAAGUCAGAGAGAGGAACCUUAACCCCAAAGCAGCCUGCCUUAAAAGAAGGGAAGAAGAAAAAGUUUCUGCCGUAUCGGCAGAGCCACCAAACACACAUCCAGGAGUUCACCCUGGUCUUACUGAUACUACCAACCCUAUGGGUCAUAUGUAAACAUCAGUCAGGUCUCCGGCACUAUUGAUAGGAUAUAUAGAAGGUGACCUUUCAUCACAAGGACACAGACAAAUAAGAUACGGACGACACAAAUCUGACAGGAUCACUAGAAAAUGAAGAGGGAAAAUCAAACGAACUUGAUGCAAGACAUCCAAAAUGCAAUCUAUAGACUGAAGCAAAACACUUCUAUCAGCCGCUGAAAUCUGACAAUGGUGAUGGGACUUCAGCCCAUGAAAUAGUUGGAACAUAUCACACAGCGCGUGUCGUUUCUGCACAAUCAGACUGUCAGUGUCUCUCCACACCCCGUGGGAGCUGCCUUGUGCCUAAACAAAAUUGACAAAUGCAUUGUAUCUACAAAUAUUAUUUAUUAUGGAACUGUUAUAAAGGUCUACGUAUAAAAAAAAAGGGAAAAGUUGGGCUGAACGUGGAGAAGAUUUCAGUUGAUGCCAGCAAUCGUAUAACUGUUCACAUACAGAGAAUAAAAGCAGUGGCAACCUUUGUCCCUUAGCAUUCCCAGCAAACCUAUUAGUGUCUUAACAAUGGAAUUGUCUUUUAUGAUCCUUUCCAUUACUGUUGCCAUAUGAAUAGUGUUUUCCAUCUACUGGAAAAUAUUACGUUGGUAUUGUUUUUUGUUGUUGUUUUAAUGUUAUUUUUGGUCUCUGGUAAUCUGAACAGUUAUGGUCAUAGCUAAACUCCAUGCUUUAAGUACUGUUAUACAAAGGACUGGAGCAAUAUUGGGGGGUAUAUUAUUCCCUCUCUUUUCCUGAAGUAAUUUAAAAGAAAACCCUUCACUGUAAGGCUACCUGGGGCAAUGAUUCUAUGCAGUACCUGCCACAUAUAGAGAACAUAAGGAAGCACAAAAGGAGAUGUUGCAGGCCGUAAUUACUGUGACUAUUUACCAUAAGCAGGUAAAGUCAGAACAACACGUAGGUAUGAGAUAAUGAUGUCCGAAUUAGGAAUGCACCAAAUCCACUAUUUUGGAUUCGGCCAAACCCGCGAAGAUUCGGUCGAAUACCGAUCUGAAUCUGAAUCCUAAUUUGCAGAUGCAAAUUAGGGGUGGGAAGGGGGAACAUUUUUUACUACCUUGUUUUGUGACAAAAAGUCACACAAUUUCUCUCCCUGCCCCUAAUUUGCAUAUGCAAUUUCGGAUUUUGUUCUGGCCGGACUGAAGGAUUCCGAAUCCUGCUGAAAAAGGCAGAAUCUUGGCUGAAUCCCGAACCGAAUCCUGGAUUUGUGCAUCCCUAGUCCAAAUGAAACAAGAGCAAUGGUCGGCUCUUUACCAAUUGAAAAUUACAAAGUUGGAUCGCACAAUCUUAGUAGAAAGAAAGUUUAUUUACAGAAAAGAAAAUGACAAAAACAUGAUCAUUUGCCCUACGCGUUUCAACCAUAAACGGUCUUCAUCAUGGGGCUUUCUCACUUUUUUGAUUUCUGUGCCCCUGAAGAAUACUGUUUUGCGGUCAAAACGCUUAGGGCAAAUGAUCAUGUUUGUGGCAUUUUUGUACUUGUUUUUUUCUACUAAGAGUGAGCGGUCCGAUCCGAUGUUUGAUUAUACACAUUUUGAAGACAUUUUGGGCAGCCUCCUGUCGGAUCAGCACCUUGUAUUGAUAUGAGUGGGCGCCUUCUUACCUUUGAUAGUCUACUUUAUCAAUUGAAAUGGCGUAUCCGUGAAGGAUUCAGCUAGCGCCCCUCAUUAACAGUGCAAUUCAUUGUUUCCAGUCUAUACAAACCCCGUGAAUUUCCAUGUUACCCGUCUUCCACUACUAUGAGCAUGGAAGGAAAGAAUUGUUUCUUAUGGUCUGAACAAAUUCUAUCCGAAUGAAGACAACUCUAAAGAGAACAAAAAAUAUAUAUUAGUUUUGGGAACUAUAUCAUUGCUGAUCCCUCGAAUAAUGGGGAGGUUAGUGGAUAAUUCCAUUUGCUUAUAAAUAUCAAUUAUCAUGGGACUAUAUCUGUGGCCUUGUUCUUUAUUCCAGUAUUUAUCAACUAAAGAUUGUUGCAUAUGAUGUGAUUGAUCACUUGCCACUGCCUGCCCUUUUUUCCUCCAUUUUUGUUUUGUUUCUCUCUUUCUCGUUGCUAUAUUAGACAUUGCAGUAUGCCCAAAAAGCUUUUCUUCAUAAAAUAGAAAGGAAAAAAAAAAAAAAACAUUUGGCUUAUUUUUCACUGUAGUUAGUCUUUUAUACAAUAAUCUUGUAAGAAAAUUUCUUGGAUUCUAAAUAUUACUCUUUCUAGAUUUUUGAAAUCGAAAAAGUUUUCAGUAAAAAGUUUCUUACUUUAUUUUACUAUAUUAGGUAGUAAAAAUGUAGGGUUAUUUACCGUAACCUGUUCAUUAAUAUCAGAAAUUUACAAUAGCAUUUUAAGAACAUAGUAGGGUCCUAGCAUACCGUGUAGUACCUAUGGAGUAUUGUAAGAGCUAAUUGUCCAAGAUGAAUUGCUUUAUCAUCUUGUUCUCCAGUUUCCAUUGUUGGUCUCUUGCAGAUUUGUACCCUGUGUCAAAUUCAGCGUAUUGUUGAUAAUUCUCUUCAACCAGCAGCAAGAAGUUCAAACAUUUCUGUCAAUGUAACAGAAACACAAUAUGUAUAUAACAUUUAUGUAGCAAUAAAUGUGCCAUCUUUUUUAAA
Xenopus laevis (African clawed frog) is the source of this 5726-nucleotide messenger RNA. RefSeq names its product transcription factor 12 (HTF4, helix-loop-helix transcription factors 4) L homeolog (gene tcf12.L). The transcript is spliced from 21 exons. NCBI's taxonomy places the organism in Eukaryota, Metazoa, Chordata, Amphibia, Anura, Pipidae. Gene Ontology annotation, molecular function: protein dimerization activity; RNA polymerase II cis-regulatory region sequence-specific DNA binding; DNA-binding transcription factor activity, RNA polymerase II-specific. Gene Ontology annotation, cellular component: transcription regulator complex; chromatin; nucleus. The coding region runs from base 979 to 3108 and encodes 709 amino acids. The record is from RefSeq and is a predicted model, not a curated record. Gene Ontology annotation, biological process: regulation of transcription by RNA polymerase II.